Molecule: messenger RNA, 4913 nt
Organism: Paramuricea clavata
Lineage: Eukaryota; Metazoa; Cnidaria; Anthozoa; Malacalcyonacea; Plexauridae
Source: the annotation of a GenBank genome assembly
AGUGUAGUUUCAAAAUUAUGUCAAGAUCAUGGACGGCUUUACUGACAUUCUUGGUUUUCUUUAUGAUUCUGUACAUUCUGGCGUUGAAUGGAUUUAUUGCGCUUAAAUCAGGUAAGAUUCAGUUCAGUCGAUGAGAAUGUCAUUCAGGGUUUAUUUUAACGUUCAGUUCUACACAAAAUGUGCAGUUCUAAACCCAUUUGUGCAGUUCUUAAAACACAAAUGUGCACCAAACUAACAAAAAUAGCCUUAAAACAGUCUUCUCAUUUACUCGUUGCCCUUGUGGAUGCUCCAGAAAAUUCCAGAAUUGCUGUCAUCAUGUUAAUUGAGCAUAAAAAAUAUAAACGUUUUCUGGGGUUGGAUUCCAGACCCUCCUAUUUUCCUCACAAAUCACUUACGUGCUGGCGCAAUGAAAAAGAAGGUAAAAUUGGGGCGAGCGAAGCUACCCAAAAGAGAUUAGAGUGGGAGAACUUAAUAUUCAUUGCUGCCUCAAAUGCAAAAUUAAGGUUGUUAUACGUAUAUUCAAUAUCCAUGAUUCCCAGUUACAUGUUUUGAAGCAGUUUUUUUUUGUGAGUGGUUGGGUAAACAAAUCUUUGCCAGAACUAAGAGCCUCUAGAUUCAUAUUGUUUUGGGGAACACUCCCUAGCUCCCGCACCCGAAAUCGAGUUUGUCUGGCCUUUCUCCAAUUCUUCCAGCCAACCACACCAUUAUUCUGUCACCUAAAUGCAGGUAAAAAUUCCUUCGACCCCCGUCAAACACCAAUUGCCUUCGUAACAUCCCUAUAUGUGCAGUUCUACAUUUUUCUUAAAAUAAACCCUGAUGUCAUUGCAUGCAAGAGGGCCAAUUCGGAUCCGUUUCUUGGAAUUAUUUCAUCGAGAAGAGAUUAUUAACCGUCAAGAGCUUCAUGAACCAUAAAUAUCUAUAGUUACAGAUGGCGUCUUGCGAGUGUGUUCAAAACGUCGCGCUUAUCAUGUACAGAACCUACAGUAUUACGCAUUAAGUUAUUCACAUAAUCGGAAGUUUGAUAUACAAACGCCAAAUUUAGUAAGUCGAGCGCAAUCUUUGGCCGCACAUGAUACAAUGGUUUAGGAUGGAAGUAUGGCGGGAACUUCUCUCGCCCAUGCAAAUGUGUUAGAUGAUCAUUCACGAAGCAAAUAUACAUGCAUCAACACAACUGUUUUUGUGUUUAAUAUAAUUUGAAUUAGGUUCUAAUCGGCGCAAGAUAUAAGCAUGGUGUUUUUCACAACUUUAGAGCCAAAUAACAAAGACGAGCUAGGCUUGCCAGGCAAGAUAAGACACUUUCACGAAGUAUAACAAGAUUAUGCGCGAAAUUUUCCUGAAUAUUAUUACCGCACUGAGGACCAAAAACUUGAGUUAAACUUCACAUUUUCAUGCUGAAAGGGUUAUCAUAUUCCCUAAAUGCAUAUGUUGUAAACUUCAUUCCGAACUUUGUUGCGAUACCUGUUUGUAAAUAAUAUAUUUGAUUGGGUAUUUAAUUAUUGGGUUCUUUCUUUUCAGGGACCAAUGAGGCAUUGUUUACAAACAAGCUUGGGAAUUUCAAUAUGAACUUUUGAACUUGACAACAAAGUUCUGAACCAUGUUUGCAACAUUUAUAAGGAUAAGUUAUUUAAAAUCGGAUGUAACCUGAUUAUGUCUGGGUUUAUUUUUGUUUAGGUAUAAUUGAGAAUAAUUACUUCCUGACAUUACAUAAGAAUUCUACCAAGAUCAGCUUACCAAAGCCAGUGUACGUGACGAUUGAAAAUGUCCCGGAAAAUGAAAACAAAGGACUUAAUGAAAAUGUUUACAGCUUGAUGAGCACCAAAAGGAUAGAAAGUAGACCAAGAAAUGCAACUGAUUAUGAAAAAGGCCACACGGAUUUGUGCAAGAAUUCAUGGCAAGAAGAUUACACAAAGCUUCAUCAGCAUUUGAUAGAAACGGACAAGAAUAAGUUUAAUAUAUUCAGUUGUUCGGGAGGGGGCUGGGGAAAUCGACUCAGAGAUCUAUUAACCGCAUUUCAUUUUGCAGUUGUCGCAAAGCGAGCAUUCAUUAUAUAUUGCGACAUUCCUUCACCUUUGGAUAGGUUUUUAGCACCUCGAUACAUAAAAUGGAACUACAAAGUGAAUGAAACACAAUUAACUGUUAGACGUCGAUACCAAGUCAAGCUAAAUGAUAUAGAAAACCCUUCCGAUCCAAAAAUAUACGAACAAAUGCUAAACUACUCAAUGGAAUAUGACCCUGGAAUGAUUGGAAAUAAAUACCCAUUUUUUGCAAGUCUUCUAAAGUAUGACUUACCAGUUUGGCCUAAUAUUCCUCAGAUGUUGGGAUGUAGCUUUUAUUACUUGUUUAAGAAAUCUGACAUGUUGCAGAAACGUUUGGAGGAAUGGAAAGAAAAAUUAGGUUUCAACCAAAAUAUUGUUAUAGGUAUACAUAUUCGUCAAGGAGAUUCGGUGUUUCUGCACCACAACAGCAAAGAUAAAAAAUUUAAAAAUUCGAAAGAUAUUGAUUUAGGUUUGGAUUGUGCCUUGCAAAUCCAAAAGGAGAUUAAGAAGAAGUACAAAACGGAUAACAUAGUUUGGUUCUUGGCCGCUGAUUCUGAAAAGAUGAAAAUUCGUGCAAAACAGAAAUAUGGCGAUAAAGUGAGAUCCAUUACUGGUCCUAUUGAACAUGUUGCACAUCCAUCUAAAGGAAAUGAAGAUGCAGGACAUUUAUCAAUGUUUCUCGAUUUCUUUCUCUUGCAAAAUUCUGACUACAGGCUUUAUCUAGGAGGAUCUACAUUUGACAAUGCAAUAGAUUUCAUAACGCUGGGCUCACAAAAUGCGGCCAGAUGUUUUUCUCAUGGAACACCGAGUCAUUGUGUAAUACCACCAUCAUUGAAAGCUUAAUAAGUAACUUUCGUUAUACAUAUUAUAAGAUGAAACCACACACUCCGCGAAUAUUGACACCUUGUAAUUUGUAAACUUAAUAUUCGAGACAUUUAAACAAGACAACAAAAUUCAAUGUAAUAUUCCGACUUUAUUCCAAAGUCGUUGUCAAACCUACAGUAGGUUAUAAUUAAACGGGGAUGAGAGUUCGAGAGAGUUGAUGGGAGUUUGGCAAUCACGCUGUUUCACGGGUAAAUUUCAAGCUCCAGAUUAACAAAAUGAUACUGAGAUUUGAUCAGUGUUCUAACUGUGUUUUUACUUUAAAUAGAAUAUACGUAUAACAGUGUUGGGAAAGCAUUGAGAGCAGCUAACCAAGGUCGCGCGACUACCAACUCUGAACUCCCUUGCAUUGUCAACUCUUUUGACCCGGGCUUAUCUAUUAGUUACUAACUCCAGACGAAGGGCAUUCUCUGAGUCCGGAAAAAAUUUUUGACCCCUAAAAUGGUACACUGACCGAAAUUUUUUUGGCGACGGGGGGGGGGUGGGGGGGGAGGUCGCCAAAACAAAUUCCGGAAAAAAAUUUUUCGGUAGUUGUCGGGCAAAAUCCGGAAAAGUCGGGCAAAUUUCUUGCGGCCCCCCUAAAUUUUUCCUUCCGGUACGCCAAUGCUUUGAGGAAGCUGCAUCCUUACCAACGAGAGCUUGUUAACUUAACUAUUACAGCAUGUUGACAAUGACUUUGUCAGUAUAGAGUCUGAAAUAUUGCUUUGAAUUUUGUUGUCUUCUUUAAAUAGCUCGAAUCUUCAGUUUACAAGAUGUUAAUAUAAUAAUAAUAAUAUAAUGAUAAUGAUGACUUUUUUGAGUGUCAAUGUACUUAUAUAGCUUUCACAAACUAUAACUGGAGCACUGUAGUUUCAUGUUGCCCAUCUUAUAUUUCGCGAAAUUGGGAGAUGGUAAAGGUUUGUUAGGUAUGCUUUACAACCUUUACAGUCUUUGGGGACGAGGUUGGAACAUUUCGUCUCACGUUUUGGGAAUAUUAACUUAUAUUUCAAGCAACAAUCAUAUAAUUUAUGAUGCGCAGUAUAUGUGCGCAGAUAUAAACGUUUUUGUCGUGAAUUGCCACCUAUAUUCACAACAACUCUCUAAAAGUAGUAGAGAUUUCAAAUAUUGCUAUUCAGAAACAACAUCGAAUUUGGUGUUAAUACCGGAAAUUACACGUCGCCCUCCACGUAAGAUAACGGACGGUUAUUUAACGCCAGGAAACGGUUUCCAAUGGCCUGCUUAACGCUGCUUUCGGUCUCCCUCUUCGUGCAACGAAUCGUUUCAGGCUUAGGAGGAAGUUGAUCAUUUCCAACGUAGGCAACAGUUCCAUGUAAAUUACUCUGGUUAAACUACAGGAAUAGAGCAGUACAUACGCUUUCCCUUCCUUUUGCUUGUAUACUCGAUAUUGCAGAGGACUGGCAUAGUCUACAACCUCGUACCCGGGGUCCCCGUGUUUAAAGGUUCUGGCACAGGCAGUAGAGGAGCCGAGUUUGUCUAGUAAAACAAGACAAACACCGUUUUACCUUGUUAAUUGUAAUAUAUUUCAAUGUCGAAUCUAUUGUGUGCAUUAAAAAUGCAAAUUUUAUAAUUUGUUGUCUGUUGAAAUUGUCGCGAAACUCGUGCAUAUAAACAUUAAUAUUGUAUUGAUUGUAUAUUCUUACUUCAUGUAACAUGAACAACAAAUGAAUAUACUCCGCUGUUGUAGAUUAUUGUGGGCUCACAUUUCGUUUAUUAAAAUUAGACCACAGUAUAUAACUGACAAUAGGAAACGAAGAACAGGAAGAAACAGUCAUUGGCGUGAUGUUUUAGGAUAUAUACUGAGAUGAUAUCAAUGUACGGUGUACACGUGGUAAAUCAAUCAUCAGGAUUUUGCAUGGGCAUCUCACUCGAUAGAUGUAAUUGCAGAAGGGUUUUGUGGAUGGAAAUAUUCGAGUGUAAAUUUUAUAAAUUUAUUAGAGCUAACUAGCUAGGAGCAGUUGCGAAAAGUACAACUAGUUGUAUGAAGCCAAUGCCUGC